AUGUGUGCAGAUGACACCCUCUUGAUCUCGCUCUUGUUCCAUACCGGAGUCCGAUUUGUAAAGGACAAUAGUGACGCGGGUUCGACGCCGAUACGUGGCUUCUCAAGCAACAUACCACCAGUACACAGAAGCGAGGAUGCACCAGACGAAGAGGACGGAGACUGCAACGUGGAAUCGACAGCCGUGUUGUUUGGCGUGUUCGGCCAGCUACAUACCCCACGCGAUGCCGCAGGCAAAGCAGAAUACACCGCCUAUGUGUAUCGACCAAUGACUGUCUCUCCAACUGCUUUUUCCAAACUCUGCCAUUCCAAUACAAUCUAUGAAGUUUUGGAUAUCACUAUGGUAUGCCUUAUGGAUUUUUCCUAUGUUACGCUAAACUGA
Messenger RNA from Psilocybe cubensis, 381 nucleotides. RefSeq lists its product as uncharacterized. Lineage: Eukaryota; Fungi; Basidiomycota; Agaricomycetes; Agaricales; Agrocybaceae. Bases 1 to 381 code for a protein of 126 amino acids. The record is from RefSeq and is a predicted model, not a curated record. The transcript is spliced from 2 exons.